Messenger RNA from Aureobasidium musti, 2418 nucleotides. The record is from the annotation of a GenBank genome assembly. Lineage: Eukaryota; Fungi; Ascomycota; Dothideomycetes; Dothideales; Saccotheciaceae.
AUGUCGCUGAGAGUGGCCCUCGUGGCAUUGGCUGCUAUUGCAAACACAGUGCAUGCUCAAGAUGGAACCACUCAAGCGCCAUGCUCACAACUCAGUGCUCUCUCGACAGAUAAUGCAACAUUCUUCCCUGCCGACAUUACACUUUCGUGUCUGCGCUCUGUACCACUAGCGAAAGAAGACGAUCGGCUUCAACUCAAGGGCCUGCGUACAUUCCUCGAAUUCCAAAGUGAUCUGGAAUAUCUUGCGGAUCCUACCAUCGGCCGUAUCUAUCCUGGAGUUGAUCUCUUAGCCGGCUUGGACAAACUCACUUCGAUGCUGCAAGACGAUAGCUACGACAAUGAGUACGACUUCCAGUUGGACAUCUUCAAGCUCUUCUCGUCUGCCUAUGAUGGCCAUCUAUCCUAUACUCCUGAUAUUGUGGAUGUGUUUGCUUUUGCCAGGUUGCAGAAUGAAGAUCUGAGCGAUGAGGGAAUACCUUCCUACUUCUCGCUAAUUUCGGUAAGUCGUGACUGGCGAGAANNCGACACUCCAGAUAUCUAUGCCUACAGUGACGAAGCUGCGCUGACCAACACUGGAAACGUCGACUACAGUCCUUCACCCAUCACCAAGAUCAAUGGCGAGGAUGUCUUGGCUUGGGUUAACAGCUACGCUUCCCAGAAUGGCCGGUCCCAAGACCCCGAUGCAAACUACAAUGGAAUCUUCUUGAAUAUCCCGGCAUUGGCAUACCAGGAUAUCGAGUCAAACUACUUUGCUCUUUCAAGAUUCUAUCAAGGCAACAAUACCGUGCUUACCUUUGCUAACGGAUCCACUCUUGAUGUCAUGACCAGAGCGCAAUUAUUGGCUGGCAAGAAAUUGGAGGGUCUCACCGAUGGUGCGAGCUUCUUUGACAGAUUCUGCAACCAGAAUCUCACCGAGUCGAUCCUGGCACAGGCAAACUCUUCGAGUACGGCACCUGCCUCCAACGACACUCAAGUACCGUUCGAACCUGUCUCCACCGAUGGUGUUGCAACACCACACCCAGCGUACCCAAGCCCGAUUGUCAUCUCUUCUGAUAAGAGUGUUGCUGGUUAUCUCUCCGACACCUAUCCGGAUCUUGCCAUCCUUUCUGUACCUAGCUUCUCUUCCGUCUCCCCUGUCGAGUUCGAAAAUGUUGUUCGUCAAUUGCUGGCAACCGCAAAUGAAGAGGAACGGACGAAACUUGUGAUUGAUCUUCGUGGCAAUGGCGGAGGCACCAUCUUCUUAGCCUACGAUCUCUUCCGUCAGCUCUUCUCCACCGAAAUUCCAUACGGUGCAGGAAACUAUCGUGCAAGUGAACUGCACAACGUCACAGGAAACGUUGCAAGCGAGAACAUCGACCAGCUUCGCUCAGCUUACCCCGAAUUAGUCAAGGCCGGUGUCGAUGGGGUUAUUCUCAACAGUUUCAACUACCGCGAGCCUUUGACUGUGGAUAACAAGCAGUUUACUUCUUGGGCGGACUUCUUUGGACCACAUCAAAACGACAGAGGAAACUUUACUUCGCUCAAUCGCUUCAAUCUUACGGAUAUUUCUGCUACAAGUGUGCCUAUUCUUGGCUAUGCGGAUGACAACAUAACACAACCCCGGACCUUUUCACCUCAAGACAUAGUUCUCCUUCACGAUGGAACAUGUGCUUCUACCUGUGCCAUCUUUAGCGAGUUCAUGACUUCUCAAAUGUCCACAUGGAGCGUCGCCGUCGGUGGUCGUCCUCAAACCGGACCUAUGCAAGGUGUCGGCGGUGUCAAAGGCUCCCAAGUCCAAGGCAUGUUUAUUCUCUCCGCAAUCAUCAGUGCCGUGAUCAGCGCCGCACCUCUCGGCGAACAAUUGUCUUUCCUGUCUGAAUUCGGCACCGAUUUGAUCACCGCCACGCAACAAGCACUCAACCGUGCUUCGGCUGGUGGCGCUCUGCUCGUAAAAGCAAGCGUCAACUUCCGCAACAACAUCAGGAAGGACGAUGAGAGUGAGACACCCUUACAACAUAUCUACGAAGCAGCGGAUUGUAGAUUCUUCUAUACGCCACAGAUGUAUGCCGAUCAAGCUGCUGUAUGGGAUCAAGCGUACGAUUCCACUUGGGGAAGUAUGUCAUGUGUCGAAGGAUCUACCGAGCAUCCAUCUUCCGUGACUGGAGGUGGAAAUAUCACUGCUGGCCCUCCAGAAACGGCUAACAACUUCUUUGGAGGCAGCGAGACUAUCCUUUUGGGAGGAGAGUUGGGAAGUGUGUUGAAGAAUGCUAGUUCAGGAGACAGUGGUAGCUCUGGUUCUGGAAACGGCACCAACUCUGGUAAUGGCACUAAUGGUGGCAAGAACGAUGAUGAGGACGACAAGAGUGGAGCUGGUAUGCUGGCGGCACCCUUGCUUCUGACUUCAUCUUUGGCAUUGAGUGUUGCUCUGCUGUAUCUGUAG